UGCCUGCCUGCUUGCCUGCAGCUCAUCCAAGUUGUUUUUUGACAUCCAUAGUUCGGAAAUUAAUUAUUGAAGAAAAAUAAUUGUAAAUUUGGUAAAACGCCUGUGUCAGAUUGCAGGUAAUGGGUAUUCUUUAGCAUAUAAAGACACGAGAAGGCAAAUGCGAAGGGUGGUCGACGCCAUACAGUUUGGUGCUCUGGUAGUUAACUGCAGACUAAAGAUAAGACUGAAAACGACUUCACUUCUUUUGUUUAUUUCACUUGCGGAUUGGAGUGAUUGUUGUUCAUAUCAAAGAAAGAAGAUCUGCCACUGCCACAAAAUAAUCAAAACAGAAACCACAAUACAACGCGCAGGUCGAAAUGAAGAAGAAACACUACAUUGUCAUAAUCUUAGAUGUCAACUCCAUUCCUCGCGAGUCCCCAAGGUACGAAAACAAUGAUAUUGAGACUGAACACGACGGAAGAGUGGAUGACGAUGACGAUCAGGUCCCCACCACUCCUGGGAGAGAAUUCAAUAAGUCUUCUGCCAUUCCGUACAAAUAUGGGAUGAUCAAGUCUAUAAAGGAUACGGUUCUUACACUUUUGGCUAAGGAGGCGCUGCAAUACCAUACUGAAACAUUCGACUUUUCUCAAGUCUUCUGGUCCAUCAAGUUGUACAAUUCUUCCUACGAAAUCAACUCCAAGACUGGGAGAUCUUUCCAACCCCUUGGAAUGGAAUCUAUUGAGGCAUUCGAGAAACAACUUGAAAGCUUCCUCGAUAUGGGGUCACAGUCAGCAAAAAAGUCAAAUCCAGACAUCAAUCAGAUUCAGUUCUUGUCUACUUCACUGAAAAGUGUUUUGGGGGACUUGCCUUGGCCUGAGCCAAGUUCUGGCCUUGAUGGAAGAACUGGAAGUGAAAAUCGUAACGUAAUUCACGCCAUGUUUCGAGUCCCAAAAGGCGAGAUAGAGGUUCAGCAUUUCGUCCCCAACUGGACCCCUGCGGCCGGCUCAAAAAGCAUUAUGAAUGAACUUCUCCCGAAAGCUUUCUGUAGGAAGAUGAAGGAACAUCAAAUACAAUUGCAUUUUUUGGAUCUUGAACCAGCAUUUCAAUCUGGUGACGUCAGCGGAGCAAACUUCCAGGAUUCCGAAAAUUCUAAACCCAUGGUCAAAAUCGCCACCUUCCUUGGGGGAACAGUUGCACAAUUUACAGAAAUUAGUCGAGGAGUUCCGAUAGGAAUGCCGUCCUACGCUGAUUUACUCAAACUCUUGAUUGCUGAAAACACACAUCACUCUGCUUCAGAUGGUUUGAAUAUUUCAAGAACAAGGACGCUACAGGAUGAGGCUCAAAAGACCAUUCGAAAACUACAAGGUAGUAUGAAUGGAAGUGUGGUCAAUAGGGUUUCUCCUGUUACAGCAGACGAUGCGGAUGGCGACUCGGUGACUCGGUCUCAUGGAAUACGAAUUCCUACUCCAUCCUAUGCUCUAGCUAAUCAUCUCAGACGCAGUUUUCCUGAUAUGCUAAUCCAACAUAGAAUACCAACUAACGCUGAUGAUCGUCGCUGGAUCGAACAUACAAGAGUUAGUAAUGUUCGAAGAUUUUCUGAUGAAAGGGAUCAGUUGAGUAGUCGAACUAACAAUAGGAUGUCAGUACCCCUCCUUCAUGACCAAAUUCCGAAAAAACGCAAAUACGAAUUUGAAGAAGACAUGGAAUCAGAAGAAGGUUAUUCUCCACUUGACAUUGAAAAUUGGUGUAUGGGAAAGGCAGCUGUUGAGAAAGAGAAACAUCAACCAUUACGAAGGCCCAUUAAUAAAGACAUUAGAGGCCCAAGCUCAAGUUUCAAUCAGAAACGCUUGAAGCAUCCUGUUGUUACGAAAUACAGGUCACCGAAAAUUACUCAACCACAAAAAAGAAUUCGAAGAGAACGAACGGAGCAACAAGAAAUCAUGGCACCUCCAAUUAGACACUACCGUCACAUGACUAACAAUAGCGCCAUCGCUUCAGCCAAACAGCAUCGAUAUUCCGAUCCUACGUCUACAACUUCGUACACGUCUAGAAUCGUCGAACACAAUGAUUCGUCGACGUUCCUCCGAACUCGAGGUCAUGCCAUGGUUGAUGAGGGACUGAAGAAGAAAUUAUCCACUACCAAAUCCAAACAGAAAGCUGUGCCUGAUGAAGACACUAGUUUCAGUCCCAAAAUUAACUUUUGGCAAGAAAAUGAGAGGAUUUUAAGUUCUUAUAAAAAUCGCUUUCAAAUGCUGAUGCAACAGCAGCGAGUCAAUGCUCGUGAUGAGGAUCCAAUUGAGGAUUUGGCCGUGAAAGUGAAAUGGUGUGUGGAAAUGGUGAUUGGAGAAGAAGAUUGUUGUCUACCCUCGCUCGCUCAAGUUGUCGUUACCACAGUUGGUGCCAAACUUGUGGAACUCAAAGUUAGAGACUUGAGGGACCUUAUGGAAAAAAUUCUAUUUGUACCAUAUACCGAGUUGAAUUUGGAAGUUAUCAGGCACAUGCAUACGGACAAUGAAGACGCUGUAUUUCGAAAAUGUUUCCUUCAAGUAUUUAUCAAUUUUGAGAUGGUUUGGACAGUGCCUACGAAAAAUAUGGCAACACUUGAAGAGCAGUUUAUUGAGGACGUGUCAAAAAUUUUGGGUUUGGUCCGAGUGUAUAGGAACAAUCCUCCAAUUGAAAAAUUCGUAAAUGAUGUGCUCGUACCAUUAUAUCGACCCACUCAUGGUCGCCUCCUGCGCGAAAUCACAUCGGCGUUGAACAUUCGACAGUCAAAUAUGUUGAAUACCUCUUUCGAUUCCCCCAGAUCUGGUGGAUCUGGUUGCCGAGAUGACGUCAGCGUUUCUUCAUUCAGUUCUUCAAUGUGUGGACCUGAUGAUUCAACAUCGCAGCAUCCAAACGAUACCUCAUUCAGUCAGCAAUCACAUUCUCAACAUAUGAAUCAAAGUCAGCAUUCUAUAAGAACUUCUCUUCGAAGCGCUAGUUUCCACGCGAAUAACCCUAAACGGGCACUCAUGUUACCCAUUGCAAAACUACCUGCUAAACCAAAAAAUUUUCAAAAAUCUCAAAGUCAGUCAACCCAAUCAGGCUCUUUGAGACCUACGACAAGAAGUCCAAAACCAAAAAAAGUGCGGAGGAACCUGUUUGAUGUACAAGCAAGUCGAGAUCCAAAAGACAUGAAAAUGUUGUUAAAUCUGGCAACCAGCAAUACUUCUUCGUUUUCACGGUCGCCUUCUCUAUUUAAGUCGCCAAUGUCGAAACAUACUUCAUGUUCUCCACGUUCACCGGGUCGUCCCUCUCCGUUUUUCGCUGCAGCUAGGGCGAGGGCAGCGAAAGGAAAGGGUCGCAGUAGCCGUCGACGACUCAUAAUGGAUCCUGAGGAUGAUGAGGAACAUCCCACUAACCUUUUUGGUACAAUGUCAAACUCUCCAAAUGAAAGCAUGCUUUGCCCUGAGAGUCCAUUCACACCCAAAUCGCAUUCUGUUGCUGCGCCAGAGCGGAAACCAAACUCUAUAAAAUCUGUGGUGCGUGAGUCUCCAGAAGUUGCCAAGUCAGCAACCCGAACUGUUACAACCACGUCUCGUUCUUUAGGAAGUCGUCGGAUUGACUCUGUGUCUUUCUACUCCAGUGGCAACGAGUCGUUAAAAGCACGAGCAUGGGAAAGAUCCGGCGCUAAAUUGAUGGCAGCAAGAAUCCGAGAUUCUGUGGACUUGUCACAAUCCUUGUCCGUGAACGAUCUCGAACUUGACAGCAAUGGGACUGAUGGGACUGACAAACAAGAUGAGAAUAAAAUUGCUGAUGGAUCUCCUGUUCCAUGUUCUAGUAAAAGUUUGAUGAACUUCCUCCCGUGUCUGGAUUCUAGAGUUUUAGCCGUUGAAAAUAACGAGAGCUCUUCCAUUCAAGCUCUCAUUCAUGGAGAAAUGAAGUCCUCGCCCAACGAUAUUUUAUUAAAUUCAACAGGUGUCAAUUUACCACUAGCACCAAAAUCUCCUGGUUUAGAUACUCCUUCCAAAAGGGUGAAAUUUAGUUUGGAAUUGGUUCAGACACCCUCCCCCACAACUCCAGCUCGCUCCAAUUAUGGAACACCUGUAACUCCGAAGAGUAUUUUGAAAGAUGCUGCAAGCACCCCCACCCCAAAUGUGGCUAUUUAAGUGAAUUCUUACUAUGAUAUUCUCUCAACGAGUACGUGAUGACUUUAUAUUUAUUAUUAGUAAUUAUAUAUUGGUCAAUAUGUAGAUAAGACAAUGGAAGGUAGAAAUGUUGUUGUUCCCUUGUAAAGCAUGAGCAUCUUGUGUAUGUACUAAUAAUAGCAACUUAUUUAUUAAUUGCAACGAUGUAUGUGAUAGAUAAUGAGAGUUUACAAUUUUUUAACAUUUAAUGGUAAAAGGUUUACAAUUUCGCACCACAAUUGAUUCAAUAAUAUUAUAAAUAUUGUAAAAUAAUCAAA
Messenger RNA from Folsomia candida, 4423 nucleotides. RefSeq lists its product as uncharacterized. The transcript has 9 exons. Lineage: Eukaryota; Metazoa; Arthropoda; Collembola; Entomobryomorpha; Isotomidae. The coding region runs from base 357 to 4127 and encodes 1256 amino acids. The record is from RefSeq and is a predicted model, not a curated record.